UUUCCUCGGUUCAUUGUCCCCGUCUCACGUCACGGAAAGAUUGGGAUUAUAUAUAUAUAUUUUUUUUUAACCAAACGUGAAAACUCGACCGUGCUUUGUGUCCUACAAUAUCGCCUCGGUUUGGGUUGUUAUUGUGACGGAAUGAGGAAUGCAGAAUGGACUAGGACGCGUGCACCACCAUCAUCAUCAUCAUCAUCAUCCUCACCACCGCCACCACCAUCAUCAUCUUCAUCACCAGCGUCUCUCCUACUGUUGUGUUUUUUUUUGUGUUAAGACAAUGUUUUGAUAUCGUCUUGUGCAACAUGACCGGACGGCUCAAACGUCAGGUUUCUACAACACCGCACUUGUACUUUGUGAGUUAGCCGGUGUUUACUUUUACCUUCUGGACCAAAACAGACAAUACCGACUUUUGUUUGUUUUUUAAAUGACCUCGAAGAGUUUUCUCAGACCGUUCAGAACAAGAAAUUUAUCUUUACAAACGUUUUUAUUGCCUGUUUUACCAUCUAUACUACGAUUUUGUAGACCGAGUGUAGACAUGUAGCGUUGCAUCACUGGAGUGAAUAGUUUUUGUUUUUUGUUUGUUUGUUUGUUUUGUUUUGUUUUUGUUUGUUAGUUUAUUCCGCGUAACUUUUAACUUUUUUUAAAAAACUUUUUUCUUGAAUUCCUAUUGGGUGAUAAGUAGAUCACGUAGUAACCAAUGUUUGAGUUUUGAUCUUGAUCUUGUGCUCUGGAUAACUACAUUGAGUUUAGUUUCUUUUGUUUUGCUGUAUUAGUCUGCUAGCAGUGAUGAGAUGAAACUUUGUGUGAAAACGUCUAGCUUGUGUUUGUGCAGAAGUGCUGGCUAAGUGCAUGGGAGAUGAGCUGAAUCCUCAACACACACAAGCGAAAAGGAUUUGUUCCAACUUUGUCUUCGCUUUCUGGCACCACGAGAGAGGUUACGAUGUCACUGAAAGCUAUAGCACUUUACACUUUCCAGAGUGAAAACAAAGAGGAGAUCAGCAUACAGGAGAAUGAAGAGCUGGUGAUUUUUGACGAGAACUCUGUAGACGGUUGGUUACAGGGUGAAAACAGCCGUGGGGAGAAAGGCCUCUUCCCCGCCUCGUACGUAGAGAUAAUUCGGCCACGUUCCAACUCGAACCUGACUGACUACUCUCUAAGCCCUGCAGGCUCCCCUGGCAAAGAGGCCUUCUUCACCCCGAGUACCAACACCACUUAUUACGAUGACGACUACGACGACUGGGACGACUGGGAUGACAACUCCACGGUGGUCGAGGAUGAAGACCCUCGUCGGGCGGUGGGUGCCAACGGGCACGCACAGCAGAGCCAGUACCCCAACCCUAACGUGCAAUACCGUUCCAGGCCACACAUGGAGCGUCAGGACAGCAUCUCCAGUUCCAGGAAAGGCAGCAUGGUAGGGCGCAACCUCAAUCGCUUUUCCAGUUUUGUGCGCUCCGGUGUCGAGGCGUUUGUGCUCGGUGAUGUGCCUAUGAUGGCAAAGAUAGCUGAGUCAUACGGCAUCGAAAUGGGCCCACUUGGACCUCAUUGGAAGGAGAGUCCUCAGCCUUUCAGCUGCUCCAUUGAAGAUCCCACUAAACAGACCAAGUUCAAGGGCAUUAAGAGUUACAUUUCCUACAGAGUCACCCCCAGCCACACUGGCAGGCCCGUGUAUCGGCGCUAUAAGCACUUUGACUGGCUGUACAAUCGCCUGUUGCACAAAUUUACUGUCAUUUCUGUACCCCACCUCCCUGAGAAACAAGCCACGGGUCGCUUUGAGGAAGACUUCAUUGAAAAAAGAAAGCGGCGGCUCAUCCUGUGGAUGGAUCACAUGACCAGUCACCCGGUUCUGUCUCAGUACGAGGGCUUCGAACACUUCCUCAUGUGUGUGGAUGACAAGCAGUGGAAACUGGGAAAGCGUCGCGCCGAGAAGGACGAGUUGGUCGGAGCUCACUUUAUGCUCACUCUCCACAUCCCUAAAGAGCAUCAAGACCUGCAAGACGUCGAGGAGCGCAUCGAUACCUUCAAGGCCUUCGCCAAGAAAAUGGACGACAGCGUCAUGCAGCUGACGCACGUUGCGUCUGAGCUUGUUCGCAAGCAUAUCGGCGGCUUUCGAAAGGAGUUUCAGCGCCUGGGUAAUGCGUUCCAGUCCAUCAGCCAGUCGUUCAUGCUGGACCCUCCGAACAGCUGCGACGGCCUGAACAACGCCAUCUCACACACUGGUCGGACGUACGAGAACAUCGGGGAGAUGUUUGCAGAGCAGCCCAAAUAUGACCUGUUCCACAUGCUGGAUAAGCUCUCGCUGUACCAGGGCUUGCUGUCCAACUUUCCAGAUAUCAUUCAUUUACAGAAAGGUGCGUUCGCGAAGGUAAAAGAGUCCCAGCGCAUGAGCGACGAAGGGAAGAUGGAUCAGGAUGAGGCAGACGGUAUUCGGAAGCGCUGCAGGACAGUGGGCUUCGCCUUGCAGGCUGAGAUGAACCAUUUCCACCAGCGCAGGGAGGUGGACUUUAAAGACAUGAUGCAGGCCUACUUACGUCAGCAGAUCUCCUUCUACCAGCGCGUAGUGCAGCAGCUCGAGAGAACCCUGCACAUGUACGACAGCCUGUAGAUCACAACCGACGACAACAUCAUUAGGAUGCAGGAAGGCCGUGUCAAGAGCUCCUCCUGCUUCUGCACAAGAGCUGCUUCCUCUGUCUUCAACUCCUGGUUUACAAAGACACCCACAGCUGAGAAGUGACCAACGGAUUCCUGGACUUGGUCAAACCAAUAGAAUAUACAGUAUGCACACGUGGACCAAACACUAGCUCAUGCACUUAAAAUGUCACUUUCUUGACCGUCUUUCAUGGCCAAAGCGCACGAUUCUAGGGACUUGCACGGUUCCCUUGAUAAACACAUCCAUCAUUUUGUUUCUCAUAUACCAUUUAAUUUAAUUCUAUUUGCUAAAAGUAUUUUUAGAUCUUGACCUCAUCAUCAGCAGCCGUUAUUAACCCUGCUAGCACGUUCAGCACGUGGCGUAAACUAUUCAUUCAUUUUCUAGUUUAUUUUCUAAUUGAAUGAAAUUGAAAUCCGCUCAGCCGAGGAUCUAGAGCUCACUGAAUCCUGCCGUCGGAGGAGAGCGAAGUGUCCGGCUUUUAAUUUAAAAGCGCUUUCUGAAACAAAAGCUUGCGAUAGACGAACUUGAAUAAAGUUAGCCGAAGUAGCUUUCCUUUAUCAAGUAAACAAAUCAUGCUUGAACAUUUUUCAGAUGAAUACCUGGACACUGACAGAUUAUCCUGAUAAUAUUUAAACAGCUGAACGCAUACAUCCCAACCCUCUAAAUGUCCGAAAGAAUAUUUUGAAAUACUUAUAAAUGAAUUUAUAAUAGUUGCCCCGUACACUGACUGAUGAACGUACACUGUAUUAAUCAAGGGCUUUGGAGACGUGUUCAUCUUGCUUGUAGAGAAGAACAAGGUGACUCUUUAUAUAGGAAGUAUUUGAAAGAACUGCUACUUGUAGUGGUAUGUUUAUUUUCCUGUUUAUUUUUGGGUUAAAAAAUGUUCCACUUUUUUUUUGUUUUUUUUGUUAUUCUUUUCAUUUUUGUGCUGAGAUUUUAAUAAAAGUAUGUUAGCGUGCUCAGGGGUGGUGUGCUUCUGAGCAGUAGAUUGUCCUGGGACACGAUGACAUUGAUAGAUGUUAGCUGAUGAUGUUUUGCGGUGCAGAUGCAUCGUCUUGAUUCCUAUAGGUGUUACAGGUUCAGGUGAGGUUAGAGGAUUUAAUAAUGUAAUAAUUCUAUGGUUUUUUUUUUUUUUUUUUUUUUUUUAAUUGUAGCUUCAUUUGUGAAUUCGGGCUAUUUCAGGUCAUUUCUACAUUUCUCAUUUGGAGCUCUUUAUUUAUUUACCAGAUCACAAAUCAUCCAUUUCUGGCUAAAUUAGAUGCUUUUUACCACCAAAUAAACAAAACACUUUUACGGUAAAGAUUCCACGGUGGGGAUUUUGCAUCUCCUGGUCCAGCUUUAUGUAUAUGAGGUCAUGGCUCGAAUCACAAGAUCAUCAUUUGCAUAAGCAUUUUUUUUUCUCUCUCCCCUGUUUCUUCUCUGGCAUUUGGCUUUGCUUCGCAACACAGUGAAAUGUAACUGUAAUGUAGCCGAAGGAAAGCAGGAUGAUCUAUUAUGGUAUUGUAUUACUGCCAAAUGAAAAAAAUAACUGUUUGGGGGAAAAAGAAGGCCAUGGAGUGAGUCAAGACUGUUUGUGUUCAUUUGGGCAAUGAAGCACAUUCUUAGAUGGAGCUGAUUUUUUGAGUAAUGGGAAAAUCAAGUGUUGCUGCUUCAUUUGCAA
Messenger RNA from Tachysurus vachellii, 4307 nucleotides. RefSeq names its product sorting nexin 33 (gene snx33). The transcript is spliced from 2 exons. The coding region runs from base 941 to 2602 and encodes 553 amino acids. The record is from RefSeq and is a predicted model, not a curated record. Gene Ontology annotation, cellular component: cytoplasmic vesicle; plasma membrane. Lineage: Eukaryota; Metazoa; Chordata; Actinopteri; Siluriformes; Bagridae. Gene Ontology annotation, molecular function: protein binding; phosphatidylinositol binding. Gene Ontology annotation, biological process: mitotic cell cycle; cleavage furrow formation; endocytosis.